Lampris incognitus (smalleye Pacific opah) is the source of this 2348-nucleotide messenger RNA. It is a transcript of the gene gmpr2, whose product is annotated as guanosine monophosphate reductase 2. The coding region runs from base 138 to 1184 and encodes 348 amino acids. The transcript has 10 exons. Gene Ontology annotation, cellular component: GMP reductase complex. Gene Ontology annotation, biological process: nucleotide metabolic process. NCBI's taxonomy places the organism in Eukaryota, Metazoa, Chordata, Actinopteri, Lampriformes, Lampridae. The record is from RefSeq and is a predicted model, not a curated record. Gene Ontology annotation, molecular function: GMP reductase activity.
GUCCGCCCCUUUAAAACUUCCCGCUCGAUUUGGCAGAGCGGGCGACAGCGGAGGCAAAAAAAAAAAACAUUUUAACCUCGCCAUACAUUUUCAAACGGGGUGAACAGGUUGUACCCGUUGCUCAGUCUGUUCCCAGAAUGCCUCGCAUCGAGAACGACAUCAAGCUGGAUUUCAAGGAUGUGCUCCUUCGUCCUAAACGCAGCACACUCAAGUCUCGGAGUGAGGUGGACCUAAUGAGGAGCUACACCUUCAGGAACUCCAAGGGCAACUACAGGGGGAUCCCAAUCAUUGCUGCUAACAUGGAUACUGUUGGGACCUUCGACAUGGCUUUAGCUUUGAACCAGUUCACCCUCUUCACUACCAUCCACAAACACUACUCUGUGGACGACUGGAAGGAGUUUGCAGCAAAGCAUCCAGAAUGCCUACAGAGUGUAGCAGUCAGCACAGGGACCGGUGACGGGGACUUUGAGAAGAUUUCGGCCAUCUUGGAAGCAUUGCCCCAGCUUCAAUAUAUCUGUGUGGAUGUGGCUAAUGGCUACUCUGAACACUUUGUCCACUUUGUCAAAGACGUCAGGCAGAAGUUUCCAUUGCACACGAUCAUGGCAGGAAACGUGGUGACAGGAGAAAUGGUGGAGGAGUUGAUCCUGGCUGGCGCUGACAUCAUCAAAGUAGGAAUCGGACCAGGGUCGGUGUGCACCACUCGCAAGAAGACGGGGGUCGGAUAUCCGCAGCUGAGUGCGGUGAUCGAGUGUGCAGACGCAGCCCAUGGCCUGGGAGGACACAUCAUCUCCGACGGAGGAUGUACUUGUCCAGGAGAUGUCUCAAAGGCUUUUGGAGCCGGGGCGGACUUUGUGAUGCUUGGCGGGAUGCUGGCCGGCCACUCCGAGAGCGGAGGAGAGAUCAUCGAGAAGAACGGCACAAAGUAUAAGCUGUUCUACGGCAUGAGCUCCGACACAGCCAUGAAGAAACACGCCGGGGGCGUCGCCGAGUACAGAGCGUCCGAGGGGAAGACGGUGGAGGUUCCUUACAAAGGCCCGGUGGAGAUGACGGUCAGGGACGUGCUGGGUGGGGUCCGCUCCACCUGCACCUACGUGGGGGCGGCCAAGCUGAAGGAGCUGAGCCGCAGGACGACUUUCAUCCGGGUCAACCAGCAGCUCAACACUGUUUUUGGCAAUGACAGCUAAGCUGGCGUCUGGACCGCGGGGCCCCGUCGAUCUCACAGUCACCACACACACACCUGCAUACGAACAUACAUGCAUACCAGAUAUCUUUAUGUCCUUUGUACUGGCCACAUGAAUCUGCCGUGUGGUUAAAAACAACCAUCAAGGUCAGUGCAGCAGUUUUUUAUCAUCUGCCUUCGUAUGAUCUCACAAAUGUAGCUCCUCAUCGUGGUAAUCGAGUCAUGUCGGACUCCUUAGGUGUUUUAGAAAAUAUGAUACCAGUCACCAAAUUGAUGUUUAGCAUCUCCAGACAUCAGACACGGCAGUUUUCUUUUCCAGCUCUGGAAACAUUCCUCUCCAUCCCCACAUUUAACUCCCACCAUCGAUCAUUCCACGCCAGCUCUCUGUUUUGUAUUUGUCUGUUUCCUAGCUGUAUGCAAAUGUUCUGUUUUUAUUUUUGUGUAUUAUUCCAGGCGUCUCACUGCCAAGUUGCAAAUUUACACACUGUAAGCAACAUACAUAGUAUGUCUUUGUCACCAAAGUAAAAAAAAAAAUCGAGUCUUAAGAGCACUUGGACAGGAUUAAAGAUAUAUACAGUUUUUAGUGGUGGAUUAAGAAUCAAAACGUAGUUGUGUUGUCAGUUGUUCACUGGCGAGUGUUGCACUUUGACAUUUGAAAUGAUCCAUUAUUGUCAGCUUGCCUUAUUUUGUCAUGAAAGUUGUUUGUUAAAUUGAAAUUAAUUAAUUUUGAACUGAUGAUAUUAUAUACUAUUGACAAAAUCAGACCAGUUAGUGUUCAGAACUGCCAUGUGAUUUAUCCACCCCCCCCCCCCAAUCACAUUUGCUGGCAAGCAUGAUGACACGUUUCGGUCAGUAGCUGCAGAUGUCAUUUACCACUGUGAGGUGGUUAUGGGCCAUUUUAUGUGCCAAUUUACCUCCAGGAACAGCAGGUCUAUCGUACAUCUGUCAGCUGACCUGGUCACAGUACAGACCUUUAAGCAUAAAAAAAAAAUUGUGUGAUUUCUCUGGCAGUUGCUGCUUCCGCUGGAUACCAAAGUUAACGUGGGUUUGUUGUAGGAAUGGACACGGUGUACACGUGGUUUGUUUUACUCUCGUUUUUAUUUGGUCAGAAUUGAACAGGCACACUUCCACUGAUCUGUAUUAAACGUUCGCUAUGGACCAGUUUUCA